This is a messenger RNA of Daphnia pulicaria, 3080 nucleotides long. Its product is annotated as EF-hand calcium-binding domain-containing protein 4B-like. Bases 518 to 2980 code for a protein of 820 amino acids. Gene Ontology annotation, molecular function: GTP binding; GTPase activity; calcium ion binding. The record is from RefSeq and is a predicted model, not a curated record. The transcript is spliced from 14 exons. NCBI's taxonomy places the organism in Eukaryota, Metazoa, Arthropoda, Branchiopoda, Diplostraca, Daphniidae.
GUUUAGUGGCUAAACUUGUACGAACCGAUGAGCAGUUCAAUUCACCAGAAAAUUUCAUUUCUAAUGUGUAUUACCGUUAAUCGUGUUCUGAUGACUAAUAAUUAUCACAUCAGCUUUCCUUUUAAUUACUACUCCGGUCUGCAAACAAUGUUUUGGAAUUCUGAGCGGCUAUACCGCUACAACCCGGUUUCAGGGUUGACACAAGUGCGUCCCUCAGUGGAAAUUUUUCUAGACACACGUGAGAAUGCAGUGCAAUAAUACAUAUAUAGUAAAAGGCAGCCUGUGAUAAAACAUGAAAGUCAAUACCACUUGUGGCAGCUGUUAUAACAAGACCUAGUGUACAUUAUAGGAUUGGACCUAUAUUCCUGCAGCUCAGAACAAGUGAAAUGUGGAAAAGUGGAACGUUUCAGUUGUCAGCUGACUUCAAUAACUGAACGCGAUCUAUUUUCUCCCUUGCAUCUAUUUUUCAGUUCAACAUUUGUGGAUUACGAAACGCCAUCAUCAAGGAAAAGCAGGAAUGGCCGAAGAGGUGGCCGAUUUGAGAAUAAGGGCUCAACAUCUUUUCGCCAUAUGCGAUAAGGAAGAGAAAGGUUUCGUCACGAAACGAGACAUGCAGAGAAUGCAGCACGAAAUGAUGUUGGAACCGGAACAAUUAGAAUUGGUAUUCGACUCGUUAGAUGCCGACGGAAAUGGAUACCUUACCUUUGACGAAUUUAUUCAAGGAUUCGGUAUUUACAUGGAAAACGAUUCAUCCGAAGUCAAGGCAGAAGAUUCAAGUGCUGCUCUGGAAGUGGUAAAUAGAACUUCCGACGGCGACGAAUUAGAAGACGACGACAACUUUAUGCAACUUUUAGAGAAUCUUGGUGGCCAAAACGUUUUUCAAGACGAGAAGUCUGUCAAGGUGCUGUGGGACCACUUCCGCCAAGAAUCUCCAGAUGCCGGAUUUCAAUUUGAAAAGUUCCUUUCCAACAUCUCAGACAGCAUCCACACCAAGGAGAAAGAGAAAGUGAACAUGGAGGUAUUCAUCAGAAACCAACACGAGACGCGCGAAGAAGAAAUGAAGCGCCUCUACGAGGAGAUGGAGCGUCAAAUUGAAGAAGAAAAGGAGCUCGUCAUUCGGAUGGAGAGGAUGAAGGAGUCUCAACUUCGCAAUGAAAUGAGAGAAGAAAUCGCGCAAAAGGAUCUACUACUGACGCAACUCCAAACCCGGGCGAAAGAGUUACAAGAGACACUCAGCCGAGUCCAAGAAAAUGAAACUACUAGCAAGCACGACGUAGCACUCCUACUGAAAGAAAAGAGAAUGUUGGAAAGCAAAUUGGAAAUUCAAACGAGUACCGCUGAAGAAUUACGAUCGGCUCUUGAGAAGCUGCGUCGGGAGAGUGUCAACGAACGACGACAGAGGGCCAUGUCUGCGUUUAAUGUGGCCGAAAAUAUCGCCGUCGAACGUGAAGGUUUGGUGGAACAAUUGUCUUUGCUUCGUUCAAUCAACACUCGGUUGACAGAUGAGAAUGACCUGCGCGAUUAUGGGGCUGGCAGCUUCGACAGCACCGAUGAACCGGCCAGCAUUUUCCGGGAAAUGGAGGAAGCCUCAGCAGCGCUCAUCUCCAAGUCAAACAAUCAACUCCAUUUUUUUCCGGAUCUGAUAAACGAAGAAUUCGAAGAUACGGAUAGUGUCGACGUCAUCUUUGAUUUAAACCUGCCCAAUCAAUCAGACAACACGAGCAUUCAACGUCAAAAGACGGCACCGAAGAAAAGCGCUAGCUUGUUUGACGAACUCGCUAGUGCUCUGAAUCUGGAAUCGCCGUCUUCGUUCGAUCGACCCGAGUCGGGUCUAUUCGACGGACAGCUGGAUCCGGAAAACAGUUUUCGUGAAAGUCUAAUUGAAGAGUUGGAUGACACGAAUGGCUUUAGCCCUUCGUCUAAACCAGUUUCGUGCUUGAAUCGGUUUUCAGCUCAAAGAAACGGCCACAUAACUGGCAAAUCGCAGCAACGUCUUCAGGAAGAAACACUAUCAACGAAAUUGUCAGUUGAAUGGCCGCCCGAAGAAUCUCCGCCUGCUCCCCCUAUGAGAGAAGAGCCUAAACAUAGUGUUACGUGGUCGACGAACGUAAUUCCCCCGUUAACAGAAACGAAUGCUAAUAGCACAAGCACAUUUGAAACCAGCUUACCACAUUUUCAGUUCCAAAACAGCUUCAUCUCGUACAACAACUCCCUGAUCGGAUACCACAACGGCCAAUGGAUUAACCGAGUUCAGUUGCGAAAGAGCGAACCUGUUACUCCAUCGGUCGUCUUCAAGAUCAUCGUUUUGGGCGAAAGUGGCGUUGGCAAAACUUCGUUUAUUCGCAGGUUCUGUUGCGACGACUACGUCGAACCACGAGCAUCGACGGUCGGGAUCGAUUUGAGCAUACGCUGUUUACCCAUCGGAGAUGACAACCAGUACUGCGCACUUCAGUUCUGGGAUACUGCAGGCAAACGCAACAGCCAAGAGAAAUAUCGCAGCAUAAGCCGGCAGUAUCUGCGCAAAGCUGAUGGCGUCCUUAUCAUGUACGAUGUGACGUCGGCGAUAUCGUUUCUCCAUGUGCGCUACUGGGUCGACUGUGUCAAAGAGGUGGUUGGCGAGGACGUCGUUUGCGUGCUGGUGGGAAACAAAACAGAUCUACUGGAAGACAGAGCGGACCAGGAGUCGACGGUGGAACACGAAGAGGAUCGACAAAUGACCGUAACAUUAACCCGCCAUCCCCAUCGUGUGCUAACAACGGACGCAAUGAAGCUCGCCCAAAGCGUGGGAUUGGAGUUCUUCGAGACAAGCGCCAAGACGGGUUAUAUGAUCCAACAAACGAUUGUCACCAUGGCGGCCAAACUACAAGUCCGGGAGAAAGUCGCUAUCGAAAAAAUAGCCUUGCACGUCGAAUCGAUGGAGACGGAGACAACAGCGACGGUGGCCAAAGACAAAAAAGCAAAGAAAUGCUGUCGUUCGUGAAUAGGAGUUGACGAUGGCAAGGCGUCGUGGCAAAGCUCUGUUUUAUCAGCCGUGUAAUUGGAUAACUUGCAUAAAUUAUAAUGAUGUUAUGUCGCUUAAA